AUGUUGCAUUUUUCUAUCGGAUUAAUCACAGAUGAGGAGGAAAUUCCAUUGAAGGAAGUGGAGGCUUCCCCCGAUGACCGUAUAGAAAUGAUAAUUUUCAACAACCUCGGGCAAUUCAACACGGAUUUUUUGGUUUACUGUGGGGACAUGGAGAUAUGGAGUGCCAAGGAGUACGGUGGAGCGAGUUUUGACCUCAGUCCACAUGACGGACAGGAAUUGAUGGUGUACCAUCGGGACUCAAAAAAGUUGAAAAUUCUCCUGGAGCUAAAGAAGGCCUACAAAAAUGCAACGGAUAAACUCGCCCAUUUUUUUGUGAAAUCUCCGAUGCCCCAUAUUCAACUUUGUGUGGAAGGGGUACUGAUUACGGCUCUGGUGGAUACAGGUGCUCAACUCUCCAUCAUCACUAGAUCCUUGGCAGAGAAGUGUGGGAUUCUGGGAAGGCUUGAUUCGAGAUUCCAGGUGGAUGCUCAAGGGAUUGGAGGGGUUAGCAAAGCGAUGGGGAAAAUUUUGGAGGUGGAACUUGAAUUCUCCGGCUACUACCUCCCUGUAGUUCUUACUGUAUUUGAGGAGUGCACCCUGGGAUCAGAGUUGAUUAUUGGAGUGGAUAUACUCACUGCAUACAAUGCGAGCGUGGAUUUUAAGAAGAAGGCUGUCAGAUUUAAUGAUGAGGUGGAGGUGGAGAUGCUGAAAAUGGAUUGA
Caenorhabditis remanei is the source of this 699-nucleotide messenger RNA. RefSeq lists its product as uncharacterized. The record is from RefSeq and is a predicted model, not a curated record. The transcript is spliced from 5 exons. Gene Ontology annotation, molecular function: aspartic-type endopeptidase activity. Lineage: Eukaryota; Metazoa; Nematoda; Chromadorea; Rhabditida; Rhabditidae. Gene Ontology annotation, biological process: proteolysis. Bases 1 to 699 code for a protein of 232 amino acids.